AUGAAACUCGCCCUCAUCUUCAUUGUAUCAUUUGCGACUAUUUAUGUCGCCAGUUCAAGACUGCUCAGUAGUACAGAACAAUUAGUGAAUCGUCCAGAAAUUAAUCUACUUAGACGAUUAGUUAAACGUCAAGCAUAUAAUGAUCCAAAUUGUGAUCGUCGUGCUUGUGCUGUACCCAAUUGUGGUAAAGACUAUGUAGCAACAACCUUACAAGGUGAAUGUUGUGAAAGAUGUGUACCAUGGGAAUAUGCACGAAGCCUUGGAAUUCCAUAUACACAAGGUUCUCAAGGUCCACAAGCACAACAGAGUUAUCGACCUCAACCACAACCACAACCACAACCACACUAUGAUCCAUACGCUCAACAACCACAACAACAACAAGGUGUUGAUGUAUACAUAUACGGACCUGAUGAGGGAGCUCGUGUAUCUUCCGGACAAGGCAUUUAUUUUGAUUGUGAAGUUAUUGCACCUUAUAAUCAACAUGCUCAACCACGUUGGUCACGAGGUGGAAAUCAACCAUUACCACAUAAAGCACAAAGCACAGUUCUCUCUGGUAACCGAAAGCUUGCACGUCUUACCAUUCCUGAUGCUAAUCACGGUGAUGCUGGCCGAUAUGUAUGUAGUGCCGGUACAGGUAAUCCAAGAGAUGAAACUUCCAUCGAUUUACAAGUCACUGAUGGUGGUUAUAAUCCUCGACCACAACCCACACCCGCACCAUAUCCAGCACAACCAAACUAUCCUGGUUACGAUCAAUAUAACCAACCAGGUUAUUAUCCACAACCCCAACCCCAACCUCAACCACAACCAUCAUAUCCAGCUGCUGAUAAUAAUGACGAUGGUGAUGAUGAUGAUAAUAAUGAUGACGAUAACCAAGAACCAGCAAAUGAACCAGCAACACCAGCACCAGCAGCUCAAGAAGGUGGUGAUGGAGGUCAAGACGACGGCGAAUACCCAGAAGAUUACACUGAAAAUGAAAAAUAA
Molecule: messenger RNA, 981 nt
Organism: Adineta steineri
Lineage: Eukaryota; Metazoa; Rotifera; Eurotatoria; Adinetida; Adinetidae
Source: the annotation of a GenBank genome assembly